CGCGGCAAUGAACCUGUAAGAUAGAAUGAGGGUAGCUGAAUGUUUUCGUUUAUCAGUUACGCGUAACUCUGCACGUUUUAUUCUAGAAUUCGUCUUGUUCAGUUCCCUGUCCGCGAAAAUGAAUCGGAUUAUGUUGAAUUUUUUGAAAAAAGGAUCCGAUGGUGAAGGACCAACGAGUUCAAAAACAUUGCCUUCCAUAUCUAAAGCUAAGACCGUAGAAAUAUCAGAACAUGAAGACAAUAUUUCUUCGAACGACGAUGCGAACGAAUCAGUUGUUAAUGUUUCAGAUGAGGAGAUGGAUUGUUCUGAUGACACAGGUUUGUCUUAACUUGUUAUUAUCAUUUAAAAUGCUCAACAGUUCUACGUGCGUUUAAAUUAAAUGAUUAUCGAAACAAUAAAAAUUACUUUAAUACGUUGAGUUUAAAACUAUGAAAAACAUAUCAUAUAUGGUUCACGCUAAAUUUGAAAGAAUGGAUGGUUAAACACUUUUAAAAUUUUUAUUGUGUUAUUAAGUAGAUUAAGACAACUGAUUAGUUAGCUUGCUCAAAUUACGAUUCGAUGCAACCGAAUGCUUCUGGAAGUUCAGAUAUUAAAUAGGGAUACAUUACAUAUUUAUAAACGCUUUAAGAUAUAUUUUAACUUUUGGAUCAUAUUUCUCACCAAAUUGUGAUAUUUUUGUUUUAAGAGUAUUAGGCCGAAAAUACACGGACCUCAACUUCGCGGCUGCGGAAAUUCGCAUACUGAAAAAUGUAUGAAUAUGUCAGUUUUGAAAAGAUUCUGUUGACAGUUUGUGUAUGGGUUUGACAGCACGCGUCCGCGAAAUUCCGGUCCGUGUAUUUUCGGCCUUAAGAGAGAGGUCUUGCAACCGAAAUUCAUAAGUAAAAAGAGCAUUCGAAUCUAAAUGUAUUAUUAACACUAUUAUUAGGUUUUUAGGAUAUUUGUCAAAGUAUGUUUUCUAAAAAAACAUAGGGUCUUAACAAUUUGAUUCCAUCCCAUUAUUCCUAUCGUUCCAUGUCUUAAGUUUCUAUUAUUCUAGGAACCGGAUUGCUGGUUCGGAUAUGACUGGGUGUCAACUGUAACACUGCUUCUAGACGACCCAAAAAAUCCAACAAUUUUUGGUGAUUCUUUCUAUGUGUCAAACCAUCCUUGUUUUAGCAUCAAUGUAUGGCCUACUUCGAUUGUAAUGUCGCGGGCGUUGCAUUUCUGUGAAAAACUUACCAACCCACGACAAUCACGGUUGCCUUUGAAUUUGUUGUAAAACUUUUACGUUUUUUAGAACAAUGCGGUCGCAGAAAAUUUGUUGCGGUAUAGAAGUUGGUUGUCUAGAAGCAGUGUAAAACGAAUAUUCUCUAAGCAGCAUGUGCAAUUUGGCAGCAUAGUUUAUUUGAGGUUUGCUUUAGAUCCUGAAAGUGAACGUGAAAUUUUGUUUUUUUGCUAUAUUUUAUUGAAUAUUUAUCAAAAUAUAGCUUAUUGUACACCAAAAGAAAGGAUAUUCAAUUUCCCUAGUAUUCAGUAUGUAAAACAUAUUGAAAUAAUGAAUCAAAUACAUUUUCUUAUGAUUCUCCGCUGACCACCGCAAACAAAGCGGGGAAUCGCAAGGAAAUGUAUUUAAUUCCAUUAUUUCAAUAUGUUAUACAGAAGGAAUAAAAUUCGGACUGUAAAUGACGGUCAAAAUCGAUCUCUCGCAAGUGGUCAAUUAGGUAAAGUUACUCAUACAAUGUAGUACUAUUCUUCUUCUUCUUUUGGCACAACUACCGCUGCCGGUCAA
Molecule: messenger RNA, 1768 nt
Organism: Anopheles arabiensis
Lineage: Eukaryota; Metazoa; Arthropoda; Insecta; Diptera; Culicidae
Exons: 4
Coding region: 26-328 (100 amino acids)
Source: RefSeq, a predicted model, not a curated record